AUGGUGUGGGAGUUCGAAAACCUUAAGGCUUUGGCCGUUCUGGCUGUGAUUGGCGGUUCCCUGGCCGCUCCUCGUCCGGAUGUCAGCCAUCUGGCGGGAUACAGCUAUCAGGCUGGUGGCUACAACGGCAACCUGGUGGCCAACCAGGUGCUCAGUGCUCCCCUGACCACGGUGUCCUCCUCGUAUCAGCCCACGGCCACUGGUACCAACUACUUCAGUUCGGCACCAUCCAUUGGCCAGCUUAAUCUGGGCUCCUCCGUCGGCGGUGGCAUCGUGAGCGACAACAUUGGACUGGCCGGUCUGCAACCCGGACCCACCAUCAACUACAACGAGCAGGAGUCAUACAUCAGCCACCUGGCCAACUUCCAGCCCGCCCAGGUCAGCAAACACUUCUACAUCCACAGUGCUCCCGAGGAUCACGAUGAGCAGCAGAUCGUGCGCUAUGUGAACGUGGGCAGGCCCCAGAAGAACUACCGUGUGGUGUUCAUCAACGCCCCCACAUCCACCACCAGCAAGGCCAAGAUUAUCGCCAACGUGGCGCCCGUGGAGGAGAAGACCGCCAUCUAUGUCCUGUCCAAGAAGUCCAAUGCCCUGGAUGUCACCGCCGAGGUGGUCACUCAGCGCCCGGUGGCCAACAAGCCGGAGGUCUUCUUCGUCAAGUACAAGACUCCUCAGGAGGCGGCCCACGCCCAGCAGACCAUUCAGGCCAACUAUGAUGCUCUGGGUGGAAGCUCUGAGACCAGCAACGAGGGUGUCAUUCCCGUUUCCUCCGUGAUCGGCAGCCUGGGCGACAAUGGAGCCUCCGGUGUGUUGACCGAUGCCAGCGGUAGCGUGAGCGUCGUGGGCACCGGCGGAGUUCCCACCGUGGAUGCUGGAGCCAGCUACGAUGCCGAGGGCAGCCAGCGUCAGGUGAUCAGCACCGUGACCAGUGGCACCAAUGCCCAGGCCACCUAUCUGCCAGUGAGGCCGGUGAGGAAGUAGGUGAAUCACCUGGAUUCCAUCACACAGUACGCAUCCACUGCCAAUGAAUGACACACACACGCC
Messenger RNA from Drosophila erecta, 1044 nucleotides. RefSeq lists its product as uncharacterized. The coding region runs from base 1 to 981 and encodes 326 amino acids. The record is from RefSeq and is a predicted model, not a curated record. NCBI's taxonomy places the organism in Eukaryota, Metazoa, Arthropoda, Insecta, Diptera, Drosophilidae. The transcript is spliced from 3 exons.